Messenger RNA from Ictalurus punctatus (channel catfish), 4520 nucleotides. It is a transcript of the gene stil, whose product is annotated as STIL centriolar assembly protein. The record is from RefSeq and is a predicted model, not a curated record. NCBI's taxonomy places the organism in Eukaryota, Metazoa, Chordata, Actinopteri, Siluriformes, Ictaluridae. Bases 360 to 4112 code for a protein of 1250 amino acids. The transcript is spliced from 17 exons. Gene Ontology annotation, biological process: mitotic spindle organization; smoothened signaling pathway; centrosome duplication. Gene Ontology annotation, cellular component: centrosome; centriole.
GCGCCACAAUUUACUUUUGACUUUGGCUAGUUCUUCUUAAUGGAGGCGUCUGUUUUGUUUUCAGUCUGAUAACAUACCACACACUGUUGCUAACCUACUGAGUCAAGUGAAGCAUUAACGAAUUCGCCAGACCGGAUCUUUUUUUGCCGCGUGUGAUACCGCGGAGGAUGUUGGAAGUUAAACGGUUCUUGUUAUUUGAGCCAUUUCUGUCCCGUUAGCAGAGGAACUCGUACGGCGCUGCAGUUAGCUUAGCCAGCUAGCCGCCCUUGUUGGAACAGAGAGCCGAGUAUGACGAGGAGCUGAGGAAAAUGCCAGGGUCGAACCAUUCAAAAAGCCCAGAAUAGUUAUACAGUUGAAACAUGAAUCGCAUUCAGGUGAAUUUGCGAGGUUUGCCUUCCCACGUAUUGGAAGCAGUGUGCAGACCAGAUACAGCACAAAACACCAGGUUACCAGAGAGCAUCAUCAGCCCUUUAACAUUUCCUAAAUCUAAAAUGCACCUUUGGGAUCCGACUCCUAAUGGAGAUCUUGUCAGUCUUCAUCUUUCUUUCUACAGAAAGCCCAGGCUGCUGCUCAUGGAGAAAGCGCUGCGUUUGGCUCAUCGUCAUGCACGACAGAGCAAGAAGCCUCAGUUUUCCUGUUUCCUUCUUGGGAUGCUAGCUGUGGAGAGCGAUGAGGAAGGCGUGACGAUCACAUUGGAUCGGUUUGACCCCGGCAGAGAGCAACCCGACGGCUCCACGAAAUCGCCGACUGCCCUCCUCCCCGGCGACAUCCUGGUGCCAUGUGUGUUCGACUCUCAGCCCGUUCCCGACACCACCGUGUACACUGCACGUGACCUGGACAUCACUUUUAAGAUGUUGGAGCAUUCCUGCAGCAGCAGAGAGACGAUGGAGCUGUGUAAGCUGAUUAGUCUGCGUGUGCGUCUCAGCUGUGUGGAGAACAUGGACCGGCUGAGCUUCAGCCUGAGCUGGGCCGGAGUGACGUUGUCCAGCUCACUGGAGGCCGUCCCCGUGCGCGUACUGCCCGUCAUCCCUACUGCGCUGGCCAGGAACCUGAGUAGCCCUGCCAGCAUGGCACAGCCUCUACACACUCACACUAACGCGGGGAAACGAGGGUUCCUGACCAUGGACCAAACCCGCAAACUGCUCCUCAUCCUGGAGUCGGAUCCAAAGGUCUACACGCUUCCUCUUGUCGGAGUAUGGUUAAGUGGUGUUACCCACAUCCACAACCCAGUGGUGUGGGCAUGGUGUCUCAGGUACCUGUACAGCUCCUCCCUCCAUGACAGAGUGAUGUCGGAGGACGAGGCGUUCCUGGUGGUCCUGUACUCGCUCACUCACCGGGAUCCUGAGUUUUACCAGUGCAAGCUGCGUGGGCCGAAGGAUAUGAGCUAUCAGCUUCUCGUCAGCACAGAAUCACUCACACUUUAUAAGAAUGUGGAGCCAGCAGAGGGACGUUUGCUGCACUUUGAUCUCGGUGCUGAGAGCCAGAAUCGGGAGGCUGAGCUCUUUAAAGAGGCGUUGUCUCGUUCAGCGUUACCGAGAGCUGGAACUGCAUCAUCAGCUGUAGUCCAGAAUAAACUGUCCAUCAGCGACCAUGACUCAGGAGUUGAAGAUGAGGAUCUCUCUCCUCGGCCAUCUCCUAACCCUCACCCCAUCAGCCAACAGACAAGACAAGUCCAGCCCUCUGUGCCAGAACUCUCCAUGGUUUUGGAUGGCAGCUUCCUGGAUGGAAAAGUAGUGGAAUCCUAUGAGCACACUCUGACACAUCCUGUCCAAUCAAAUCCUCAGCUUAGGAGCUUUAGCAGCAGUACUCCACCCUCCCACCCUGCACCACGACCAACUUCUCAGAGUGUCAUGGCUGGCCCUCCACCUAUCAGGCGACCUCUGACCCCAGUGUUGUCCCAGCCAAAGCUCAAUAGAACACAGUCCACUAUUGGGCACCAACCAUCCACGUGCAGGAAAUCUGUUCCCUCUGUGGGCCGAAGAUCGAGCAAUGGCUUCUCUGCUUCAUCAUCUUCCUCCUCGUCUUCUUCACCCAAGGCUGGCUCAUCUCCAAGUGGCUCUAUCCAGGAGCGCACACAAAGAUCUGGUCACCCAAAUCCUCCAGUGCCAAACCAAAAGAGCAAAAAAGUGUCCAUCAGUGCAGAUCAGACGGCACUGCUGCCCCCUUCUCAGCACAUGGUGUUCCACAGUACCCCUGCUUUCAACCCCGCCUGCAGCUGCUGCCCUGCCCACCGUGCCCACAUGCCCAUGUACCAGGGCAACACCUGGCAAGGGACUCCAUCUUCACCUAUGCAGAACCCUGUGCAUUGUCCUCCUGAAGGCAGCCCACAUCGGGACUGCUGUCUGUCCCCUACCAAGCCUGCGUUGUCUCUGGGGUGCCGCAUGUCACCUGCUCAGAGCCCUGUGUGCCAUGCUAGCAUUCCCCUGCACUACUCUCCAUCACAUGCACCACACAUUCCCAACGCCAACCCUUGUAGUGGAGCUCUGGACCACACAGCGCCCAUGUGCCAGGCUCAGUGCUGCCAGCUGCAGCCUGGUGCCACUGCAGUCACUGCACCAGACAUAGGCGUGGGCCUUCUUCCUGCUGAUGCCUACAGGAUGCUGAUGGAGCAGGACCGGCAGCUGAAGCAACUGCAGGCUCAGAUCCAGAAACUUCUUGAUGCCCAGAGCAAGGUGCCAGAGUCGCCUCGAGCAUCUCCAGAGGAGCAGCAGGAGCAGGCCAUUCAGACCUCAGUGCUUUCUGAGCCCCUAAAGAAGACGAGUGUGAGCAUCGCAGUAGGAACAGGUGCCAGUUUGUUCUGGAGUGCUCCCGAUCAAAGCUCCAUACAUGAAGAACAGUCUGAGUGUGAUCCAGAGGCGAACAGCACAGUGUCCUCCAAACUCUGCUCAGAGACGAUCCACCAUAGCAGAGAGGAACUGAGCCCUGCGACACCUCGACACUCCACAUCAUCGCCACAACACAACACAUCAGAUGUAGCAGGUUCUUUUCAGAGUCCUGUAUUAGGAGCAAGUGCGAGCAUGUAUUAUAACUCUCAGUCUCACGACACAGAGGACUUCUCUCAAAAUGGAGAAAUACCCAGUCAGAGAUUUUAUCAAGAGUUACUGGGUCAAGUGAAAAGCCGUCUCCAAGACUGUGUACCUGAAGAAGAAAAAACGGAGCGGGACGUGCAGAGUCCUCGUCCCAGACACAGUCUGUCACCUAGAAAUUCUCCUCCAAACCAACCUGCACUCGGAGAGCAGAAUGCUGAGGGUUCAGAGGAGGAUCGGGUGUUCAGCGCCACACUCAGACAGCUGCAGAGCCUCGGCGUCAACGUGGAGCUCAGUACAGGAAAGUCCAACCGCAGCACUGUGGAGAGCGCCAGCACGCUGGCUUGUAUAAACCCUGAUGCGGUCAUCCCGAGGCUGACUCUCUCUGAACAAGUGGGCAGCAGCAUCUGUGGGCUGAGUGGCGGCGUGGAUCUGAGUUUAGAAGCAAACGCCAUCGCUCUAAAGUACCUCAGCGACUCUCAGUUGUCCCGCCUGUCGCUGGGAGGCCAGUCUCCUGGGGGUCGAUCCAACCCCAGCACGCUGCUUUUUGGAAGGACUCCACUGGACAAGAGCAGCACUGGAUUGAGCAUCCUUUCCUCCAGCAACAUGUCACUAGCCACCUGCAAGUACAUGAAGAAAUACGGACUGAUUGAAGGUGGCGGCGGCGGCAGCAGCAGUGAGGAGGAAGAGGACGACUGCAGCGAGAGAGCACAGAAAGCACAGACUGACUCUGCACUCGGCUGCUCCUUGCAACUAGACGUAUCAGAAAACGUGGGGCGAGAGCGGGACACUGGUUUUAUUCUAAAAAAUUUAACAAAUAACAAGCAGCCUGAGCCACUUCUCUCCGCUCAAGACUCUCAAAGCCAACUAAUACGAGACUUAAGGCCUAAAAUGCAGCUGCUUGCGCACACAAAAACGAGCCCAGAGAAGGAGAACAACCCAAAACAUGUCCUUCCUCAACCCCGACCUCAGCGCCGGGCCUCUUUAUCUGACAACCACAGACUCGCAUCACUCCCGGAAACUCAAGGCUCUGUCGGGAAUUUUCUUGAUCUCAGCAGGUUGCGACAGCUCCCUAAACUGUUCUAAUAUAUAAUAUGUAUAUAUGUAUGUGUGUGUGUGUGGUGGUGUGUUUGUUUUUUUUUUUUGUUUUGUUUUUUUUGUCGUCCCCCCCAGAAAGCAAGAUUUGAAUAGACCUGGGAUUGUUUUUUAUCUUUUUAAUCAAGCAUUUUUUCAGAAUGUACAUGUACCACUAUGCUUUUAUUAUGAAGAUACACUUUGGAGAUACUCUUUUUGUUUCGUGUGUGUGUGUGCGCGCGUGUGUUGAUGUUGUGGGGUCUAUAAAAUGUAGGUCUUUUAGACACAAAUGAAAUGUUGUUCUCUUGUACAGUCUGGAAUGCUAUUGCUUUUUUUGUUCUUAUAUUUUUUGUAUUUUUUUUUUUGUAUUUGGAGAAAGUGAUGCCAGUUGUUUUAUGAAUUAAAGAACCUUAAAGUUAA